Molecule: messenger RNA, 483 nt
Organism: Cadophora gregata
Lineage: Eukaryota; Fungi; Ascomycota; Leotiomycetes; Helotiales; Ploettnerulaceae
Exons: 2
Coding region: 1-483 (160 amino acids)
Source: RefSeq, a predicted model, not a curated record
AUGUUGAAAUCAUUUAUCGACAAGCGCCGUCAGUCGUACCAUCUUCCUCGUCCAACGAUAGGAGAGCUCAAAGCACAAAACGGAAGAAAAAAUAUCACAUCGCAUUCUGAGUUUGAGGAUGUUAUAGGGUUCAGCCGCGCGGUGGUCACUGGGUCGUGGAUCGAGGUAUCUGGAACCACUGGGGUUCACUAUGAUACCGGAUUCAUCGCACCAUCUGUAGUGGAGCAGACCGAGCAAGCAUUCAUCAACAUCGCCGCCGCGCUUGAACAGGCUGGAGCCACGCUGCGGGAUGUCGUCCGCGUGAGGUACAUCUUGCCAGACAAGAAAGAGUUCAGUCAGAUUUGGCCGACUCUGAGGGCGGUGUGGGGACAUGUUAGGCCGGCGGCGACGAUGAUUGAGGCGGGGUUAAUGAAUGAUGAGAUGAAGAUUGCUAUUGAAGUUACGGCGAGAAAGGCGAGGUCGACGCUCGAGGGCACGGUUUAG